UAUAAUUAAUAUUUUUGAGAAGUGCUAUUAAAAAUACAUCUAUACGUAUUUUUAUUUAUAUAUAUAUCCAAAAUUCGUUGGCUGGGGUAGGGGGGAGGGUCUUUUUACGUGUGAUAGCCCUUAUUACAACACCCUGGGUGUGUUCCAGAGGGAACGCCAGCAGCGGUACAGCAGUCCGGUCCGCGUUCGAAAUUCCGCUGCUGUACUGUUACUGUCAAAUCGUUCCGCGUCAGCUGUUUGCAUGGUAUCUUUUUUUCUUUAAAAUCAUUAUUAUUGUAUCUUACAAUUACAGUUUCUAUGUAAUUAUUGAUUCGAGGAAUUCUUCGACGUUCACGACGCGGAAUGAAAAACAUGAUCGCGUCAUUUUCAUCAUCACUGUUUUCACUACUAGAAGACGAUAAAAAGUUAUCUAGCAAGAUUAGAUCUUCCAUUUCGUGAUUAAAAUUGUACAACUCUUUCAAUGUAUUACAUACUAUAAUAACUGAACUUAUAAUAAGAACUUUGUAAUGUUCAAGAGGUUACAACUGCAAACAGUACAAACAGAAUCAGCUGACGCGGAACGAUUUCACAGUAACAGCACAGCACCGGAAUUUCGAACGCGGACCGGACUGCUGUACCGCUGCUGGCGUUCCCUCUGGAACACACCCCCGACAACACAACAUAGGCCACGUGGUACACACGUGACGUAAGCACAGGUGUUGUGUCGUCUGCUACAUACUCUUUCUCCCUCUCUCUCACUUUUGCGCUAGCUUGCGCUUCGGUUUUUAUCAUCAGCUGCAGUAAGCCGUGGGCAUAAGACACCUAUCAGGAAGAUACCUAUAUGUUUAUGUAUGUGCGUAUAGCCGCACCUCCGGAAACGUCCACCUCUCUCCGCGGACUCAGCUGAUGCGUAUUUAGGGAAAAUCUCACGCCCCUACCACUGGCUCAACGCUCCAUCACCUAUUCUUUCAUUCCAACUCGCCUUGAAAGUGUUAUAAUUUCAGUGGCGCGCCGGGCACUACGUGCGUAAAGCAUAAAAAAAGAGUGGACUUCGCAUUAUGAAAUAGCGCGUCGAGGUUGCGAGUCGCGCAAAAAAAAGAGAGGAGGUAGUGCGGCGUCGCGGCCCAAGAUGAUGAGAGUGACACGUCGACGAAGCGAGCAUCUCCGUGGUGAACUUAUGGCAAGCCGGCUGCUUGACAGCUUCACCUUCAAACGCACAAUUAUAUAACCUUAAAAUAUCUUCAGCCCUUGGAUUUUAGUAAUAUUUGGGAUUUCGGAGGCUGGUGUUUUGGGUAAACAAUGGCACCGAAUAUACUUAAGAGUAGCCUGGAGAAUGCUUCGUUCAACAUUAUCUUCCAGAUAAUGUGUCGAUUCGUUACAUUCUUCCUCAAUGCCUUUGUGGUAAGGCAUGUUGGACAAAACAUUCUUGGGGUGAUGAAUGUUCGUCUCUUGCUUUUAGAAUCCAUGAUAUUGUUUUUGUCAAAGGAACCAUUUAUGAAAGCCUGUCUCACAAAUACUGCAGAACACAACUGGGCCCAAGUUGUCAAUUUGUUAUGGAUGACAGUUCCCAUUUGCGUUGCAAUGUCUUCUAUUUUUGGAUAUAUUUGGCUAUUUGUUCUACAAGCUCCAGAGGCUUUACCACCUUUCUACACUUUUGCUGUUUGUGCCGUUGCAAUUUCUUGUAUUAUAGAGUUGUCAUCGUUGGUGGUUCAACUUGUAGCCAGUGCAUUUUUAUUUGUUAGGCUUAGGAUUGUUUUAGAUACAAUUAUGAUCGCACUCAGAACUACAACCUUUGUGCUUUUCGUUAUUUAUAAUCCAGACAAUGCACUUUUGGCCUUUGGAGUGGCACAGUUGGUUGCAGCUAUUUUUUAUACGAUUAGCCACUAUGCUUACUUUCACUACUAUAUCAAGAGAGUGAAGAGGCACAAGCUCAAGAGGAGAUUAUCAAUGAGCGAUGAUGGAACAGAAGAAUAUGUCGAGUCUGAGUUUCCUUUCAUGUCAAUCAAAGACUUUCUACCUGGUCAACUAGAGAAUCAUGAUACACUCUUAGACGAGAAGCUAUCCACACUCACCAUUAGCUUCUUCAAACAAGGAAUACUCAAGCAAGUCCUAACAGAGGGUGAGAGAUUGAUCAUGACAAUUUUGCCAGUAUUAACGUUUGCAGAACAGGGUGUGUACGAGGUGGUAAACAACCUCGGCUCGCUUGCGGCGCGUUUUAUCUUCCGUCCGAUCGAGGAGAGUGGCUACUUCUACUUCACGCAGAUGGUACAGCGCGACCGUCCAAUAUCCCGACAGAAUUCAGCCAAUAUCCAGGAGAGCACAAAUGUCCUGAGGUAUCUCUGCUCACUCGUCACUUCGAUCGGCCUGAUCGUCCUAAUCUUCGGGCAGUCCUACUCGUCGCUGUUGCUCUGGCUCUAUGGAGGCGAGAAGCUCAUUGCUGACCUACCGGUUCUGCUGCUCAGGGCUCAUUGUUUGGCUGUGCUACUGUUGGGCGUCAAUGGGGUCACCGAGUGCUACACCAACGCCACGGCUGACAGCACUACCAUCAACAAGAACAACCUGAUGAUGAUCUACCAGUCCAUAGCUUUUCUCGUGACCUCCUAUAUUUUCGCCACCUGGUUCGGAUCCGUUGGUUUCAUUUUCGGCAACUGCGUCAACAUGAUUUUGAGGAUCUACCACUCGGUCACGUUCAUCAACAAGAGGUACUCAGAAACGAAUUACCAGCCGCUUUUGGGCCUCGUCCCGAAGCCUUUUUUCAGUAGUAGCUUGGUUGUAGCUGCUUUAGUCACCACUUGUUCUCAUACUUACUACUUUCCAGACGACAAGUUUCUGCACCUAUUCAUAGGAGUAAUAGUGUUCGGUGUGGUCGCAUUUUCCUGGAUCUACGAGAACUACGAUCUCCUAAAACUUGGCUUGAACAAGUGGUUCAAGCGACGGAAUAGAGACGACAAGAGCGAAUGAUCAUCGAUUGUUUUCUGUUUGUUUUGUUGUACGUACGUCUGAAUGUUCUAUCAACAAGGCAGUACAAAAUUUUACACUUGUAUAUUUCUCCAAAGAUAAUGUUACAAUACAAGCUUUAUUUUUGCAAAAAAGUA
Molecule: messenger RNA, 3074 nt
Organism: Nasonia vitripennis (jewel wasp)
Lineage: Eukaryota; Metazoa; Arthropoda; Insecta; Hymenoptera; Pteromalidae
Product: protein RFT1 homolog
Exons: 7
Coding region: 1279-2940 (553 amino acids)
Biological process (GO): glycolipid translocation; dolichol-linked oligosaccharide biosynthetic process
Cellular component (GO): endoplasmic reticulum membrane
Source: RefSeq, a predicted model, not a curated record